Eutrema salsugineum is the source of this 905-nucleotide messenger RNA. Its product is annotated as peptidyl-prolyl cis-trans isomerase CYP19-4. The transcript is spliced from 6 exons. Gene Ontology annotation, biological process: protein folding; protein peptidyl-prolyl isomerization. The record is from RefSeq and is a predicted model, not a curated record. Gene Ontology annotation, molecular function: peptidyl-prolyl cis-trans isomerase activity. The coding region runs from base 82 to 687 and encodes 201 amino acids. Lineage: Eukaryota; Viridiplantae; Streptophyta; Magnoliopsida; Brassicales; Brassicaceae. Gene Ontology annotation, cellular component: intracellular membrane-bounded organelle.
GUAUGUUAGCGAUCCGAUCAUAAAAAACAUAAACAUUCUUCCAUCUUUCUGCUCCGAUUGAGUAGAAAAACGAUCACGGAGAUGGCGAAAGCAAGCUCUAUUCUACUUGGAACACUCCUGCUUUUCGCAGCCCUAGCUUUUAUCCAGGCAAAGGAAGAUCUGAAGGAAAUCACUCACAAGGUUUACUUCGAUGUAGAGAUUGAAGGGAAAGAUGCUGGUCGAGUUGUUAUAGGCUUAUUUGGCAAGACAGUUCCAAAAACUGCAGAAAACUUCAGAGCUCUGUGCACAGGGGAGAAAGGUGUUGGGAAGAGCGGGAAACCUCUACACUACAAGGGAAGCAAAUUCCAUAGAAUCAUCCCAAGCUUUAUGAUCCAGGGAGGUGACUUCACGCACGGAAACGGUAUGGGUGGAGAAUCAAUUUAUGGUCAGAAGUUUGCAGAUGAGAACUUCAAGCUGAAGCACACCGGGCCAGGUUUGCUUUCGAUGGCAAACUCUGGAGAAGACACAAACGGUUCACAGUUUUUUAUCACGACCGUGAAAACAAGCUGGUUAGAUGGAAGACAUGUGGUGUUUGGGAAAGUGGUUCAAGGAAUGGAUGUUGUGUACAAGAUUGAGGCUGAGGGAAAGCAAAGCGGAACUCCCAAGAGCAAAGUCGUUAUCGCAGACAGUGGAGAGCUUCCUCUCUAAACCCCUAAGCAUUUCUUCUUCAUGAUUGAUAUUUAGGUUCUUGAGUUGUUCUAUACUAUAAACACGGCCCAAAUGCAAUCACAGGAACAAAAUCACUUCAGUUUCAGAGAUUUUUCGUUUUCUUUAAAUAAUAGACGUUGUGACUUUUGAGAGUGUCUUUGAUGUGAGACUUGUCUUUUCUUCUCCACUUUUGGUGGCAAUUUGCAAAUCUAGCAAAA